Molecule: messenger RNA, 1050 nt
Organism: Porites evermanni
Lineage: Eukaryota; Metazoa; Cnidaria; Anthozoa; Scleractinia; Poritidae
Source: the annotation of a GenBank genome assembly
AUGGCAGUAAACGCGAUUGCCUCUCUCCCUGUUGGUCAAGCCAUCGUUGUAGAAAGAGUUGAACUUGAGAUUCAAUGCAAACUCGGCAGUGGAGCUUUUGGUGUGGUUUACAAGGCGCGGGACUUGCUAUGUAAUUAUCCUAUGUUUUACGCAUUGAAAGAUGUUGCCUGUUAUAAUACUGCCUCCCUCGGCAAGGCCAUCAGCGAAGUAGAAACUCUUCGUCGCGUAGAUCACGAAUUUAUUGUUAAAAUCAUUGCCGCGGAUCAGUUUGUAGACUGCCGAGGAGGGUUUCACGUUCUAAUUUUAACCGAGUACUGCUCGGGAGGUAAUCUAAACGACCGGUUAUCACGGCCGAGCAGCGAAGAGACCACUCUGAAAUGGUUGAGUCAACUGGCGAGUGCUUUAAGCUAUCUUCACUCAAGGCAAAUAGUCCAUCGUGAUUUAAAACCAGAUAAUGUCUUGCUGACAGAUUCCACGACUGAAGACUUAAAACUUGGCGAUUUUGGUCUGGCAAGAGAAUUCCUAGCUUUAAAGAGAGUCGGUACACAUAUCUCUCCUUGUGGCUUAGCGCAAUAUUACAUGCGUUCAGGUACAGGGCCUGCACACUGGAUGGCACCAGAGGUAUUCAGUUGCCAUUACACGGAGAAAGCGGACGUUUUCUCCCUCGGAGUUUUAUUCCACGCAAUUCUCGUUCGCGACUAUGCUUUUUCAACAAACGACAUAAGGUGGUACGGCGCUUUUGUGAAAAUUCCCGGGGGUGUUAAAGUUGGCCUUGGUUAUGCUAUGUCAAGGGUUGGUCCAGCUGCCAUGACCCAGUUUACUCGCGAUUAUUUACUGGGCGAGGAAAAUGGCUUUCGCGGCUUGAUCUUGGAUGCUUUGAGUUUUGUUCCACGGAUACGACCGAAAGCAGAAGAUAUUUUCUACAGGUUAGAGGAGAUCUGUACGUGUAUUCGUUUAAAAUGGUCUCAUGAGGAAACUCUUCGCGGUAGACGAGGCAGGAGGACGAAAACGCACCCAUCACGAAAGAGGGACAGAUGCAGCAUUUGCUAA